Molecule: messenger RNA, 4838 nt
Organism: Rhopalosiphum padi (bird cherry-oat aphid)
Lineage: Eukaryota; Metazoa; Arthropoda; Insecta; Hemiptera; Aphididae
Exons: 3
Coding region: 344-4660 (1438 amino acids)
Biological process (GO): telomere maintenance; DNA repair
Molecular function (GO): DNA helicase activity
Source: RefSeq, a predicted model, not a curated record
UUAUAUAAAAAUAAGUCCGGUUUUCCUCCCUGACGCUAUAACUCCAGAACGCACGAACCGAUUUCCACGGUUUUGCAUUCGUUGGAAAGGUCUUGGGCUCCGUGAGGUUUAUAGCAAAGAAAAUUCUGGAAAAUUCAGGAAAAAUUCAACAGAAAAGUGGGGAAAUCGUUUUUCACAUACAGCGCCAUCUAUUAUACAUAGCAUGUACUUCAAACCAAUAGCAACGGUGCGUGAUAAAGUGUGUGACAGAUAUCAUUAUUCUCUGUUCAGUUAAUUUCAUUUAUUGUAAAUUAUAUGGAUCGUGCAUUUGAAGUUAAAUUCAACACUAUGUCCAUAGUCCAAAAUGCCUAGAGAACGACGUGCGAACAUCGGCCGCCGCACAAGACAUGCAAGCCAGCAACAAGUCUAUUCAAGGAACUUAAGAGAAGAAAGACAAAAUAUAAUAAGAGAAAAUGACCGAUUGAGACAUCGCGUGAGCACACGAAGAUCAUUGGCAUCAUACAAUCGCUUGGCAUUCCAAUAUGAUCCCACUGCGAACUACAGUGAUGAUGAAAAUUUGGAUAUUGGACGAAUGACGACUAUAUGCCGAUAUUGCAAUGCGGUAAAGUUCAAAAGAGAAACGGUUGGAUUGUGCUGCGCAAGUGGAAAAGUCAAACUGGAUCCAUUACUUACACCACCACAGCCACUGAAAACAUUGUUUGAUGGAAGUGAUCCCGAUUCCAGCCAUUUUCUUCAACACAUCCUUGAAUACAAUAACUGCUUUCGCAUGACUUCCUUUGGAGCUAAUAUCAUUCGAGAAGGCGGCUUCAUGCCGACUUGCAAGAUACAAGGUCAAAUAUAUCAUUUGCAUGGUUCAAUGGUGCCAACACCAGAUGAACCGCAUCAAUUUCUGCAAAUAUAUUUCAUUUCGUCGAUGGUGGAUCAGCUGAACGUGCGGUGCAAUAUACAGGGAGCACAACAGUUAAAGAGACGAAUUAUUGAACAGUUGCAAGCAUUUUUUCACGCUAAUAAUGCUGUGGUUAAUAUGUUCAAAACAGCAUUGGAACGAAUGCCAUCGGAUACGCACAAAUUUGUCAUAAGAGCGGAUUGUACUCCGACAGGUGAACAUGUGCGAAGAUUCAAUGCACCCACCGUUAAUGAUGUUGCUGCAAUUAUUGUUGGCGAUCCAACUAAAUCACGAGACAUUGUCGUUCAGCGAAGAAGCAAUAUCAUGCAUCGUGUAAACGAGACACAUCGUUUGUACGAUGCGUUACAAUAUCCAAUCAUUUAUUGGCAAGGGCAAGACGGAUACGACAUCACGUUGAAGAUGGUCGAUCCAAUUACAGGAGUAUCAACGAAUAAUAAAAAUCUAAGCGCAAUGAAUUACUAUGCGUAUCGUAUGAUGAUUCGUACACAUGAGGAGAAUGUCAUUCUGAAGUGCGGUCGGCUAUUCCAGCAAUUCGCUGUUGACAUGUAUGUCAAAGUCGAGACCGAACGUUUAGCGUUCAUCAGAUUCAAUCAGCCAAAGCUACGAUCUGAGGACUAUAUACACUUGCGUGAUGCUAUUCAUUCAGAUGGUGAUGUUCAGAAUAUUGGACGACUGACGAUUCUCCCAUCAACUUAUAUCGGAAGCCCACGCCACAUGCACGAAUACGCUCAAGACGCUAUGACGUACGUGCGAAAUUAUGGAACUCCGGAUUUAUUUAUUACGGUCACAUGCAAUCCGAAGUGGACGGAAAUUGAACGCGAGUUGGAACCGGGUCAAAAACCGCAAGAUCGCCAUGACAUAAUCGCCAGAGUAUUUCAGCAAAAACUCAAGGUUAUGAUGGAUGUGCUUACUAAGUAUCGAGUUUUUGGUGACACACGUUGUUAUAUGUACUCGGUGGAAUGGCAGAAGCGUGGACUACCGCAUGCUCAUAUCCUAAUUUGGUUGCUGAACAAAUUACAUUCAAAUGAAGUGGAUGACAUCAUAUCAGCUGAAAUUCCUGAUCCAGUCACUGAUCCCCGUCUACACGACAUUGUGACGACACAGAUGGUGCAUGGACCGUGCGGUGCAUUAAAUCCAUUAUCGCCUUGCAUGGCUGAUGGAAAGUGCACAAAACGAUAUCCGCGACCGUUAGUUGCUGAAACAGUCACAGGGAUCGAUGGAUAUCCAGUUUAUCGUCGGCGUUCAAAAGAAGAUAACGGUCGAACUAUCAAAGUUAAAGUUCAAAAUCAAGAGAUUGAGAUCGGAAAUGAAUUCAUUGUACCAUAUUGCCCGCUGCUAUCACGAAUUUUCGAAACACAUGCAAACGUUGGGAGUUGUCAUUCGGCCAAAUCAAUCAAAUAUUUGUGCAAGUACGUCACAAAAGGCAGCGACAUGGCUGUGUUUGGUAUUGCGUCGGAAAAUGUGAAUGACGAAAUCAGCAACUUCCAAAUGGGCAGAUACGUCAGUACUAAUGAAGCACUGUGGCGAUUUUUGUCAUUUCAAAUUCAUGAAAGAUAUCCCACAGUUGUACAUUUAGCAGUGCAUUUGGAAAAUGGCCAAAGAGUUUACUUCACUGAGGCUAAUGCGGCACAACGAGCUGAGAGACCACCAUCGACAACAUUGACUAGCUUCUUUGCAAUGUGUGAAGCAGAUCCAUUCGCAGCGACGCUGAUGUACGUUGAAAUGCCCAAGUAUUACACUUGGAAUCAAUCAACAAAGAAAUUCCAACGUCGCAAACAAGGAACCCCAGUUCCAGACUGGCCACAGGUGUUUUCAACUGAUGCACUAGGUCGUAUGUACACUGUUCAUCCUAGAAACGAUGAAUGUUUUUAUUUGCGACUGCUGUUAGUAAAUGUACGUGGACCGAAAUCAUUUGCGCAUUUGAAAACUGUGAAUGGCCACCAAUGCCAAACAUAUCGAGAAGCAUGUCAACUAUUGGGUUUGCUGGAGAACGAUUCUCAUUGGGAUUUAACACUUGCAGAUUCAGUUGUUUCAUCAAAUGCGUACCAAAUACGAACGCUGUUCGCAAUUAUCAUCACCACAUGUUUUCCUUCACAACCAAUUCAGUUAUGGAACAAAUACAAAGACGCCAUAUGUGAAGAUAUCUUGCAUCGCUUGCGUAUUCAAACGAAUAAUCCUGACAUCCAAAUAACCGAUGAAAUCUACAAUGAAGGAUUGAUUCUGAUUGAGGAUCAAUGCUUGACUAUUGCAAACAAGCUACUGAUUGAAGUAGGAAUGAUUGCGCCAAAUCGAUCGAUGCACGAUGCAUUCAACCAAGAAUUAAAUCGAGAGCUGCAAUACAAUGUUGAUACAUUGCAGGAAUUCGUUAGAAAUAAUGUUCCGUUGCUGAAUGAACAGCAAAAACAAGUAUACAAAACAUUAAUGCAAGCGGUGGACAAUAAUACUGGUGGUCUAUUCUUCCUGGAUGCACCUGGAGGAACAGGGAAAACAUUUGUCAUUUCAUUGAUUUUGGCCACUAUUCGAUCAAGAUGUGACAUAGCUUUGGCGUUAGCAUCAUCUGGAAUUGCGGCGACUCUUCUAGAUGGCGGUCGUACUGCACAUUCUGCGCUUAAGUUGCCACUCAAUUUAAACACAAUUGAUACUCCAACGUGCAAUAUUUCCCGAUCCAGUGCAAUUGGAAAAUUGUUAAUGCAAUGCAAGCUCAUUGUUUGGGAUGAGUGCACAAUGGCACAUAAGAAAUCACUUGAAGCACUUAACUUCAUACUGAAGGAUCUUCGGAGAAAUAACAACAUCUUUGGCGGCUUGAUGAUAUUGUUGGCAGGCGAUUUCAGGCAGACGUUGCCAGUAGUUCCCCGUGGAACGCCUACAGAUGAAUUGAAUGCUUGCCUAAAGGCAUCACCUUUAUGGAAUAACGUAAAAACAUUAUCGCUAACCACUAAUAUGAGAGUUCAACUUCAAAAUGAUCAAAGUGCUGCACAAUUUUCCAAACAAUUGUUAGAUCUUGGAAAUGGAAAAGUCCCAGUUGAUGCGACAUCUGGAUUAAUUACUCUUACCAACGACUUUUGCCGAUUUGUAGACACUCAAUUAGUUCUUAUUGAAAAUGUUUUCCCAAACAUUAGUGAGAAUUAUAAGAAUUAUGCUUGGUUAAGUCAACGAGCAAUUCUUGCAGCAAAGAAUAAUGAUGUCCACGCACUGAAUUUCACCAUUCAAUCAAAAAUUGCUGGCGAUUUGGUGACAUACAAAUCCGUUGAUUCAAUAACAAAUCCCGAUGAUGUAGUAAAUUAUCCAACGGAGUUUUUGAACUCUCUGGAGAUACCAGGAUUUCCACCACAUAACUUGCAACUGAAAGUUGGUACAGUUAUUUUGAUACUGCGUAAUUUGAAUCCACCGCGACUUUGCAACGGUACUCGACUUUCGGUAAAGAGACUUAUGCCGAAUUUAAUUGAGGCAACCAUUAUUAACGGAAAGUACGCAGGUGAAAAUGUAUGUAUUCCUCGAAUACCAAUGAUUCCGACUGAUCUUCCGUUUGACUUCAAACGAUUGCAAUUCCCAGUUCGCCUUGCGUUCGCAAUGACAAUUAAUAAGUCGCAAGGCCAAUCGCUUAGUGUUUGCGGGAUAAAUUUGGAAAAUCAUUGUUUUUCACAUGGACAGUUAUACGUUGCGUGUUCACGAAUUGGGAAACCAUCCGCUUUGUUUGUGUUAACGUCAGACCAAAAAACAAAAAAUGUGGUUUACCAAAGAGCACUACAAUGAAACAAUUAAAUAACACUUCAUUUUAGUAGGUAAUUGAAAUGAAUUUAUUACUGUUGUGAAAUGAAAUAAAUAUUUUCCUUUUCAAAUAUAUAACAAAAAAAAUUUUUUUUCUUUAUCUUUUAAUCACCAAACGAAAUGUUACAUAAAACGAAUCUGGUGGCGAAACGGAGUUCGCCGG